AUGAAUAAUUGUACGAAUUUAAACCCGGUGGAUUUUAUUCCGCCCUUGUAUUCGUGCAAAUAUAACAACAAUUCUGGGCCGCCAGAUAACCAAGAAAAUCGUGAAAAUUGUCCGAGGCAUAGACCAACAAAAUGUAAGUUAAUAAAAUUUGAAUUCUGUGAUGUUAAAUUUGGGUUUUUAGGCCUUUUAGUGUAUUUAAUGAACAUUACGCUGUGUCUGGUGUUUUUCGUCGUUAUUAUAUAUGCGUAUAAUCAGUCUUGUAACUUGUAUUAUUCUGCUACAAGCCCUAUUUAUAGUGAAGAUGAAGUUUGCAUUGAGGGUUGCAACAAAAGACAUCUAAAUGAAUAUAUUAUUAAAAAUAACAACAAAGAUAUUAGCAGUAACAAUAACAGUAAUAAUUUUGAAAAGGAAAUAAGGGAAUUGAAAGAACAAAUACAAUAUUUAUUGGAUUUUAAGGAUAACAUUGAAGCUAAACUAUUAAAUGGGGAGACACGUGUAUCUCUUGUAGAAGUUGAAAACAAAAUUAAUGGAGCCCUUCGUACAUAUGAAGCAGAUGGGAUAGGAGCUUUUGAUUACGCUUCCAAAGAAGCCGGUGGAGAAAUAAUAUCAAUUCCAGAAACAGAACCUUUACCCAUCAACCAAUCCAUAUCCCUAUUUUACCUGUUUUCCCGCCAAUUGGUAUCCCGACCGGAUAAUAUCCUGGAAAAAUCAAACACUCCUGGGAAUUGCUUCGCUUUCUGCGGAUCCAGCGGCAGAAUCCGCAUAAAGUUGUCGAAAAAAGUGAAAAUCGUGGCUGUCACUCUGGACCACGCCCCCUUCGCGCUAUUGGACGAUUUAUCCCACGCACCCCGCGAUUUCGCCGUAUACGGUUUAAAGCUCGAAAAUUCGGACACGCGUAGUUCUUUGGGAAAGUUUCAGUACAAAUUAGAGGGGAUGCACGUUCAAACUUUUGUUGUUAAUCCCGAUUUGAUUUUUCCAUAUGAAUUUGUCGAGUUAGAAAUUCUUAAUAAUCACGGGAAUGAGAAUCUGACUUGUGUUUAUAGAUUUAGGGUGCACAAUAGGUUGCCUAAGUGA
This is a messenger RNA of Brassicogethes aeneus, 1074 nucleotides long. The record is from the annotation of a GenBank genome assembly. Lineage: Eukaryota; Metazoa; Arthropoda; Insecta; Coleoptera; Nitidulidae.